AUGGCUGCUAAUCAGAUCGCCGCCGUAGCACUCCUCCUCGGCCUCGCAUUGCCCUCCGUUCUCGCGGGGAAUGCCAACGGCGCAGCGACAUCCUCCCAGUCGAACUACAACUACGACGCGAACGGCAACAUCAUCCUUUCCACCGCGGGCAACAACAAUCAGAACGGCAACGGCCAAGGCACAUCGGCUGCCGUAAUCGACUGGUACAACGACCAGGAAUACCCGACGUGUCCGCUCAAGGCGUGCCCCCCUUUUAAGCACUACUGCUCUGGCGGCAUGUGCAACGACACUGCCGGCAUUCUCGGCCGUUGGAGGCUUCCCGAGCAAUCCGCCAACGUGUGUCCCCCGGGGCGCGCCAACCCGAAGCCCAACAACGAGUGGUGCAUCGCGUCGCUUACGCCGUCGCAGUGUUGCAAGGCGUGCUCCGAGAGCAAGGAGCCGUGCGCCAUGUGGCAGCACUACAUUGGAACCGUGAAUCCCUCGGGCAAGUGCCUCAAGUGCGGCAUCUGCUGGCUGUACCCGCCCGGCACGGCGCCGCGUUGCGAGACGCAGCUGGACAACAACAACGGCUACCGCAUCAAGUACAACUGCUCGCGCGUCGGCGGCAGCUGCCCCUACACCAAGAACGACCCGCAUUUCCAGGGCGCACUGGGCACGCGCUUCGAGUUCAAUGGCGCUCCGGAGAAGACGUUCUGCCUGCUGACGGACCGCAACGUGCAUGUGAACAUGCAGAUGCGCGGGUAUUACGACACGCGCACCGUCGGCGCGACGGUUCUGCGCAACGGCAAGGCGGUGCGCACGUGGAUCCGCGCGCUCGGGUUCGUGUGGCGCGCGGCGGCGGGGGAGGCGGAGCACAAGCUCCGCCUGGUGGCGCGCGCGGGGAAGCAGCAGGAGCGCGGAGAAGGGUUCCUGGAGCUGGCUGAAAUGGACGGGGAAGAGCUUUCCCGGAUGACUCAGCAGGGCGAGGCGCUCUCUCUCCCCGGAGGUCUCACGUUCACGUUCGUCGGGAUUGAAACGGGCGGCGCGUUCGUUAAAGACGUGUACCGUGUGACAAUAGCGGGGCUUCUGGACAUGGAGAUCAAGCUACGCGUCGCGCACCCUCUGUUGCAAACACCUGACGACGCGGAGACGCACAUCAACGUGGCGUUCGACUCCGUCGAGGCGACCAAUCAGGUGCACGGAAUCAUGGGGCAGACGUACCGCGAGGGGCGCGCGAAACGCGCCAUGGAUUACAACACGCUCGCGCACGCGCUGGGGCGGCCCGUCGCGGCGGACGCGGCGGAAGGAGCGGGGUUCCUGGAUGGCGAGACGGCGGAUUACGAGUCUACCUCGGUGCUUGCUGCGGACUGCCGCUUCUCCGCGUUUCACGGCAAGGCGCUUCCCCUUCCCCGCACUCAGUAG
Molecule: messenger RNA, 1401 nt
Organism: Closterium sp. Naga37s-1
Lineage: Eukaryota; Viridiplantae; Streptophyta; Zygnematophyceae; Desmidiales; Closteriaceae
Source: the annotation of a GenBank genome assembly